AUGAUGAGCGUGCGACGAGUGUUGUCCGAUCGCUUGGGCCUUGCCCUGAGAAAGGCUCACCUCAUAUACGUGAAACCCCUUGACCUCUUCCCUUGCAGCAUAUCCUUGAGUAGCAGUCAGAAGGAACUGCCAUGGAGAAUUCGCGGGGGCUAUUCCAUAGGACACGUAUUGAACGACAUCUGCUCCUCCAUGUGGUUCACCUACCUCCUCCUGUAUUUCCAUCGGGUCCUGGGGUUCGAGAGCGUGCAUGCCGGCACCCUGCUGUUGGUGGGUCAGGUGGCAGAUGCCCUCUCCACGCCGUUGGUCGGCAUCUCCGUCGACAAGGAGACCAAUUCCUUCUUGCCCUUUCAAGGGUACGGUCUGAAGAAGACCUGGCACGCCUUCGGUUUGUCGCACCUCCGGAAUAUCACGAAAAUUUAUCUCUGCUAA
Molecule: messenger RNA, 429 nt
Organism: Darwinula stevensoni
Lineage: Eukaryota; Metazoa; Arthropoda; Ostracoda; Podocopida; Darwinulidae
Source: the annotation of a GenBank genome assembly